Messenger RNA from Erigeron canadensis, 3511 nucleotides. Its product is annotated as kinesin-like protein KIN-14R. The transcript is spliced from 18 exons. NCBI's taxonomy places the organism in Eukaryota, Viridiplantae, Streptophyta, Magnoliopsida, Asterales, Asteraceae. Gene Ontology annotation, molecular function: microtubule motor activity; microtubule binding; ATP binding. The coding region runs from base 90 to 3311 and encodes 1073 amino acids. Gene Ontology annotation, biological process: microtubule-based movement. The record is from RefSeq and is a predicted model, not a curated record.
UCCACCAUCUUGUCUUUCAUUCCAAAAUCCUCACACAUAUUUUCACAAAAAAAUAAAAUUAAAUAAUAAUAAAAGCCCUAAUAAUUUCAAUGGAUCCCGAAACAACAAAUUGUGACCCAUUACAAGAAACCCAUCUUCAAGAUUUUACUAUUUCUGAAAAAACCCUAAUGGCCAAUGAUACCUUUUGCACGGAUCAUGUUCUUCAUUCAGACGAGAAAGCGAGCCAGGUUUCUUUCGUCGGAGAGGACGAACUCGAUUCGAUGGUCUGCGAUUCAAGUUCAAGAUUAAUCCCAAAUGGGUUUUUGAAAUCCAACUGUAAAGAUGAAGUAGUUAUGUUUGUGAAUGUGGGAGCCGAGACAAUAGUGGAAUCUGAAUCGGAUAUGAACCUCGUGGCGGAUAAGUAUUAUCAAGGGGGUGAUGUGUUUCAAACGAAUGAGUACAUAAGUGACGGUGGUGACGUUUCAUUCAUUUACCAUACUGCUAGACUAGGGGAAUUUCAGUAUCGGUUUGAUAAUCUGCCAGAGGGAGAUUACUAUGUCGACCUUCAUUUUGUUGAGAUAAUUAACACAUUUGGUCCUAAAGGGAUGAGAGUGUUCAAUGUCUACUUGCAGGACGAAAAGGUUCUUUCAGAUUUUGAUAUCUUUUCUGUUGUUGGAGCAAAUAAACCGUUACAGUUAGUUGACUCGAGAGUCACUGUCAAGAUGGGUGAGGAGAUUGUAAUUAGGUUUGAAGGGAUUAAUGGUAGUCCUUUGGUCAGUGGAAUCUGCAUAAGAAGAGCUCCUAAACUUCUUGAUGAUGAUUUGAAACAUGAUUUUAUAAAAUGUCAAAACUGUGCUGCUGAUAUAGAAGUCCCUUCAGCUCAGAAGAAAGUGAUGCGAAAGAAAUCAGUAGAGAAGUAUGAGAAGAGGAUACAAGAGUUGACUGAUCAAUGUCAACGAAAGGCUGACGAAUGCUAUCAAGCUUGGAUGUCAUUGACUGCAGCAAACAAGCAGCUGGAGAAGGUCCGCUCGGAACUUGACAACAAGUUGUUCCAGACAUCAUCUCUUGACCUAAAGAUGGAGAAACAAUCUGAACAACUGAGGGACAUAUCAAGUAGAUAUGAACAUGACAAGAAGGUCUGGGUUGCUGCUGUGAAUGAACUAUCACACAGGAUAACGGUCUUAAAACAAGACCACUCCCGGCUCGCUCGUCAAGCACACCAGUGCGCCGACACAGUUCCUGAUCUAAAUAAUAUGGUUUCUGCUGUUCAGGCAUUGGUGGCUCAGUGUGAGGAUCUUAAAAUGAAGUACAAUGAAGAACAAGCAAAAAGAAGAAAGCUUCAUAAUCAAAUUGAAGAUGCAAAAGGGAGUAUAAGGGUGUUUUGUCGAUGCCGUCCAUUAAGCAAAACAGAAUCUUCAACUGGUUGUUCAACAAUUGUAGACUUUGAUACAGCAGAAAACGGGGAACUCGGGGUUCUGAAUAGCGGUUCCACUAAAAAGACCUUCAGAUUUGACAGAGUUUUCACACCAAAUGACAAUCAAGUUGAUGUUUUCGCACAAGCUUUACCGUUGGUAACUUCAGUUUUGGAUGGCUACAACGUAUGCAUCUUUGCAUAUGGGCAAACGGGAACUGGAAAGACAUUCACAAUGGAAGGAACAGCGGAAAAUCGUGGGGUUAAUUACCGAACACUCGAAGAGUUGUUUAAGAUUGCAAAAGAGAGAAUCGACACUUUUUCUUACAACAUAUCAGUUAGCGUGCUUGAAGUCUACAAUGAACAAAUAAGGGACCUACUCGCGUCAUCAUCAACUUCCAAGAAGUUGGAGGUAAAACAAGCAUCUGAAGGGCUUCAUAAUAUUCCGGGGCUUGUUGAAGCAAAAGUUGAAAACGUAAUGGAAGUGUGGAAAGUACUGCAAGCUGGAAGUAGUGCUCGCGCUGUUGGAUCAAAUAAUGUGAACGAACAUAGCAGCCGCUCUCAUUGUAUGCUUUGUAUUAUGGUAAGAGCAAAGAACUUGAUAACUGGUGAGUGCACUAAGAGCAAGCUAUGGCUUGUGGACCUAGCUGGCAGUGAGAGGCUUGCAAAGACAGAUGCUCAGGGUGAACGGCUCAAGGAGGCUCAAAAUAUCAAUCGAUCUCUAUCUGCUCUUGGAGAUGUGAUAUCUGCUUUAGCAAACAAGAGCAGUCACAUUCCAUAUAGGAAUUCAAAGCUCACACAUCUACUUCAAGACUCGUUAGGGGGUGACUCAAAAACUUUAAUGUUUGUGCAAAUUAGUCCCUCAGAUCAUGACCUAAGCGAGACUUUAAGUUCAUUAAACUUUGCAACGAGAGUUAGAGGAGUUGAGUUGGGUCCUGCUAGAAAGCAAAUUGAUACAAGUGAGCUUCAGAAAAUGAAAUUGAUGCUUGAUAAAGCAAAGCAAGAAUCACGUUUGAAAGACGAGUCAUUGAGGAAGUUAGAAGAGAGUUUACAGAAUGUAGAAGGGAAGAUUAAAGGAAAAGAUCAAGUACAUAAAAACCACAUGGAAAAGAUUAAGGAGCUUGAAGGCCAGAUUGAGUUCAAAACAGGAUUACAUACUCAGUUAGAAAGACAAAUUUCACAUCUUUCUGAAAAGAUAAGGGCAAAAGAGGAAUCCAACAGCGGGCUCCAACACAAGGUCAAGGAGCUCGAGAAGAAGCUUACAGAGCGAGAACAUACAGGGGCUCUAACACACCAACAGAAGGUCAGGGAACUCGAAGACAAGCUGAAAGCGCAAAUCAAAGAGUCAAAGUCCUAUACCAUGACCCUUCAAGAAAAGAUUGAAGAACUUGAAAGGAAACUGAAAGAACAGGAACAAUAUUCUGAUUCAACCUCACUCCAUCUAAAGAUUAAGGAGCUUGAGGACAAGCUUAAAGAACAAGAAAGACGAAUGUCUAUUGUUACAAUUGCAGAUUCAUCUAGUUCCAUGAAAUCAACACCUUAUGAAGAAGGUAAAAAUGUGGCUGGUGGUUCAAGAGACAAUAAGCUCACGGGCGACAUGGAACAAUAUAUUUUAAGGAGUUCAAAUAUAAUGAACCGUCAAACGGCUGCUAGCUACAACCGCUCAAAGAGAACUGACUCUCUUGGUAGCAUUGGCGCUGAAGUUGGAAGAAAGAGGCUGUCAAGAAACAGCGAAGUAGAGAAUGUUGAGAACAAUGAGAACAAGUCAAGGAAGUCUGACCCGCCUAGACCACGCCAGAGGGUACCGGCGAGAAAUAUCAAACCAGCACCAGCAGCUCAGAGACCGGUGCCUCUUAGCAGACCAAGUAAUCCAAGUCAGGGAGUCAAAGACCGAGAGACAAAGAAAAGGGGGUGGGCUUGAUUGUGAAAAGGUCAUUUGGUACUUAGCUGUGCUGUUUUUCUUGGAUAGAUUGUGAACAUAUAGUAUGCAAGCCAAUUUGCAUUGAUUCUUAUUUCCUCCUACAUUAAUUGAUUCAUAUUGAUAUGUUGUUUGUCAUCCGACGACUUUGCAUCAACAUUUCAUCUUUACAUCAAUUUUAUGUUUUUAGUGUUUUUUAGUUA